AUGAUAGAGUAUAUUGGAGCCACCGGUGUUCCAGUGACCUUUGAUUCAGUCCCAAUAAAAGAUGGGAUUGAUUUCCAUUUCAUCUUAAGCUUUGCCAUCGACGCAGAUUCAUCAGGGAAUCCCCAGAACGGGAUUUUCUCACCCUACUGGGCCUCGUCUCUAAGUCCGGACUCAGUUACCCAGGUCAAGCAGGAUCACCCGAACAUCAAAGCCAUGGCGAGCCUCUCGGGAUGGGGCUUAGGUGACAAAGUUCUUCGUUGGUAUGAACCGAACAACACCCAUGAGUGGAUCUCAAAUGCUUUCAGUUCCCUCAAGUCUUUGAUCGCUUCUUACCAUCUCGAUGGCAUUGAUAUCGACUACGAGUCUUUCCCGAAGAAGAAAGCUAACUCCACCUUUGCAUUUUGCAUGGGCGAGCUAAUCACUAUGCUGAAGAAUCAGAGCGUUAUCUCCAUAGCAACCAUUGCCCCCUACCACUUGACCGCCCAUCCCUAUUACACCGACCUCUUCAACGGCUAUGGCUCGGUAAUCGACUACGUAAAUCAUCAAUUCUACACCGAUAAAGUGAGGACCCCGAAAGGGUACUUGGAGGCGUUUCAAUUGAGGGCAAGCCAAUUUGAUAAGGGCAAGUUGCUCCCAAGCUAUGAAGUGAAUGGAAGAGGCAUCCAAGGGGAUGCCUUCUUUGAUGCCUUAGGGCUUCUUGAGGAGAAUGGCUUUGAAAUCAAUGGGAUCAUGAUCUUCUCAGCCGACGCCUCUUCCGUUAAUGGAUACUAUUACGAGAAGAAAUCGCAACAGUUCUUGUUAAACUCUACUAGUGCCGAUCCUCCUAGCUAUUACUAUUGAGAUGAUAUCAACAGACUACGUCGUUAAUUGAUUAAUUCGUCGAGUAUGUUGGAAUGUCAUCUCGUAUGCUAGCUGUUACAUACGAGGUUAAUAAAUUUCCAGAC
This is a messenger RNA of Punica granatum (pomegranate), 944 nucleotides long. The record is from RefSeq and is a predicted model, not a curated record. Lineage: Eukaryota; Viridiplantae; Streptophyta; Magnoliopsida; Myrtales; Lythraceae.